This is a messenger RNA of Saccostrea cuccullata (small rock oyster), 843 nucleotides long. Its product is annotated as nacrein-like protein. The annotation marks the transcript as partial. Lineage: Eukaryota; Metazoa; Mollusca; Bivalvia; Ostreida; Ostreidae. Gene Ontology annotation, molecular function: carbonate dehydratase activity; zinc ion binding. The transcript is spliced from 6 exons. The record is from RefSeq and is a predicted model, not a curated record.
GUCUUUGUUAUGUGACAUGCAUAUAAAAAUAUUCCGACAAUGUGUCCUCUGGUGCCCUGCUGCACAGUCUCAGGCUUGAGUGUACAAACAUGGGGUUUUGUACAGCAUGCCUGAUUAGUGUAUUUUUGGCGGGGUACUCCACUGGACAACUAUACAGAGGCAGGGAUAUGUUUAAAGUCCAAAUUACCGAUUUUUGUAGGACAGAAAAUUGUGAAAAAGCUCAAUACAGUUACCAAAGAAAUAGCUGUCGUGGUCAGAAAUUUUGGAGUCGCGUUACUCCAUGUUGGGAAACCUGUUCUUCGUCCCGUCAGUCCCCAGUCAAUAUAAUCACCAAUAAAACACGUUAUGUACCACGUGGUUCACUCCAAUUCUCCGGAUUUUGUGACCGAGUCAAUGUUCAGUUCAUACACAGAGGGACUGUGCCUCACUUAUGGGUGUAUAGAGCCAGUGAGAUUGUGAUGUGUAACGUCCCUAACCGGGAAACACAGCAGUAUAUCUUCAGGGACGUACACCCCCACCUAGGGAGGAGGGAAGCUAGAGGUUCCGAACACGCCUUUGACGGCUCUUUUUACCCCAUGGAGAUGCAUUUGGUUUUUAUAAACAGUAGAUAUAGAACUUUACAGGAAGCCAGGAAAAAACCCGGGGGUCUAGCUGUCAUUGGAGUCAUGGUAGAGAUAGAAGAGAACAAAAAGGGACGUCGAUCCAGUAGACAGGGUAACACAUAUCAUCAGAACCCCUGUAGGAAGGUAACUGGAUGUAGGAUAAAAAGUGCUACCAGGCUUAGUCAUCUUAUGGUUAAAUACUUCAGGAAGAUACACAAAGAAAAGACAAACCAGAAAAAUG